Molecule: messenger RNA, 873 nt
Organism: Nothobranchius furzeri (turquoise killifish)
Lineage: Eukaryota; Metazoa; Chordata; Actinopteri; Cyprinodontiformes; Nothobranchiidae
Source: RefSeq, a predicted model, not a curated record
UUUGCAGUCAGCAUCACACAGGGUGGACCACCACCAAACUUUUUAAUGCAGUGGUGCUACAAGUACAUGUCAAAUGGGGAAAUCGACCAGGAUGGAUUAAAUGAAAAUGAUGUUACUGACCCUGAACUUAUGGAACUCAUGAAAGAGAUUAAAGAAGCAGAUGAAACAACACUGAUGACCUACACCGACAGGAUUUUGUUGUGUGGAUACACGGGACCAAUAACCAUUCAAAAGAAGGAAGACAUCCUUCGCUCAACAGUCUUGCAUGCCACGAUGAGGUUGCUGCCUAUGCUUCAGCAGAUCUGCUCAGGAAUGAAGCUAUAUGGUCUCCUCAGCCUGGUCCAGCAGGAAAAAGACAUCUGCAGGCAACUGUUUGUGCCUGGAUCUUUUGGCAAGGUGGAUGCUGACUUUCUAGUCCAGUCACUGUCACCCGUCUUCAGUGAAAGUGGAACAAUGAAGCGUCAAAGGGAGAACAGAAUAGUCAACUUUCUUCAGGACUUUGUUCAGGACAUGGAUGAUCAGGAAGACACAACAGGAGGUGAGCAGUCUGAAGAGUUCAAAAUGGAUGCAAACCCGGAGAGAACAGAAGGGAACUUCAACAGUCAGUGGCUUAAUGUUGGCAAAUUUUGCCAGUGGCUGACUGGACAGCGUCACAUCCCAUUGAGUCCUACUGAGCGUGGGACAUUCAAAAUAGUCAUGGAAUUUGACCACGACUGCAGUGCACGUUUUGGAAAACAUAGCAUUUGCUACCCUGUGGUUAAUGCAUGUUCUUGUUCUAUCACAUUCCCAGUGUCACAUUUAACCACGUACUUGGAAUUCAAAACUGUCAUUUCACAGGCUAUUAUCCAUGGAAAUGAAUUUGGACGACACUAA